UAAAAAGCCACGCCCUUUCUUCUUUUUCUUUCUUUUUUUCUCUUUCGUCUCAUUAUUCAAUGUCUUCAUAGUCAUGGGGAACAAUUCUAGUACAUCUCUAACUUCAACUCAAGUUAGUAUGGCUGAUUUCCAAACAUAUCAAGAUAUUGGAAAAGGUGCUUUUGGCAAGGUUUGCGUUGUCAAGCAUAUACAACGACAAGAACAUUAUGCCUUGAAAAUUAUAUCUAAAAGUCAUUGUAUCAAAACAAACAAGAGUCGACAUGUUGUACGUGAACGUAUGCUCCUGGAACAAUUGGAUCAUCCUUUAUUAAUCAAUUUACGUUAUGCUUUUCAAGAUGAACAUUAUCUCUAUAUGGCGAUGGAUUUGAUGCUUGGUGGAGAUUUACGCCAUUAUCUUACUCGCAAUGGACCGGCUUCUGAAGAAUUGACUCGAUUCUGGAUGACUGAAAUGAUUUGUGCCAUCAAAUACCUUCAUUCAAAAGAAAUCAUGCAUCGUGAUAUCAAACCAGAAAACAUUCUACUUGAUAUGAAGGGUCAUGUACAUCUUACCGACUUUAAUAUUGCAACUCGAAUUCGACAUACUACUGAUCGUUUACUUACUUCGCCUUCGGGAACCUUGGCUUAUUUUGCUCCAGAAUUGGUGAAGGGUUACGGAUAUACCGAAGAUGUGGAUUGGUGGUGUCUUGGGCUUACAUUUUAUGAAUGUAUUUUUGGAAAGCGACCUUGGCGUGAAUACGAAGGAAAGGAAGAUAUAUUGAAUCAAAUCGUACGAGGAUAUAUUCCAUAUCCUAUGCAGGAAAACAAUACUAUAUCUGGAGACUGUCUCUCUUCGUUACAAGGGUUCCUAGAGAUAGAUCCAAUAUACAGACUAGGGCAUGGUGAAAAUGGAUGGAAGAGAAUUUUACAUCAUCCUUUCUUUAGCAAUACUCCAUGGCAACAAAUCAACACAAAAAAUGGUAUCCCACCACCAUCAUUCAAUACCCAACAUAUAUCAGACUCCAUUUUACCUGGAAAUACUGGAACAAUCACCAAAAACUUAAACUCACUCCAUUUAUCUACUAUCAUCUCAUCAUCUCCAACCAUGCCAGCAUUAUCAAAACAUACCAAUUCAAUUCCCAGUGUACCCUCAAUGCAUGAAAAAACCAAUAACAAUUUUAACAACGAUGACAAGAAUGGAAAUGAAGGCUGGUUAAAAGCUAUCUAUGACUUUAUAUUGCCACCCUCAGAAUCAAAAGACGAAGAACAACAAGCAUAUCAAGAAAUCCUUGCAGAUAGGCGAUCUUCUCAACGAUUGGAAGAAUUGGAAUCUUCAUUUACAUUUUUUGAUUGGACUAUUUAUGAUGAAUAUCAAGGUUUUAUGAAUAAGGAAACUUUGUCUGUUGGAUCACCACCACCUUGGGUUAAACCUGCUUUUACCGAUGCCGACAAUGGUCGUAUUUUACCCGUGGCCAGUAUUUCAACAACUUAUGAACAACAACAACAACAACAGUAUAGUACAAUGACAGAUGAUGAUUUACUGGUGACGCCUCCUACAACACCUACUACCGAUUCUUUUCCUCAUAUUGUAUCAACAUCUUAUCAUGAGUCGCCAUAUGAUCAUCAUCAACCAUUAUCGACAUCAAAAUUGCAUUUAUCACAACAACAACAACAACAAAAGAAACAACGAAGAAAGUCUGGAACCAAAUACUUCAAUGAACGACGAGAAUGGGAACGUAGAAAAAGUUUGGGAACUACUUGCAAGAAUAUUCAUGUUGCUUAACUCUAUAUCAUGAUAUACGUAGUAUAGUUAGUCUUGAUUUUUUUUUUUUUUAUUUGAUGUUACAAUAAAAGGUAUUUUGUUUUAUUAUUAUUAUUAUUA
Molecule: messenger RNA, 1858 nt
Organism: Halteromyces radiatus
Lineage: Eukaryota; Fungi; Mucoromycota; Mucoromycetes; Mucorales; Cunninghamellaceae
Product: kinase-like domain-containing protein
Exons: 8
Coding region: 74-1759 (561 amino acids)
Biological process (GO): peptidyl-serine phosphorylation; intracellular signal transduction
Molecular function (GO): ATP binding; protein serine/threonine kinase activity
Source: RefSeq, a predicted model, not a curated record